ACGCGGAACGUGCUACGAACCGGUGUGUCUGCCAGUCGUCCCAGAGAGAGAGAGAGCGGUCCUCCACGCCGACCCGCAUACGAUUCAAGCUUCAAGGAUCCCCGUGACAGAACAGCGACAAAACUUCCGACGGCCAUGCAGUGGACGUCACUCCUAGUGAUGACGGCGUUCCUGGCGCCGGCGUCCGACGGCUUCUUCUUCGGAUCGGCGCCCUCCCGGCGCCGCGACCGGCCACCAAUUGGGAGACGGAGAGCCACCUGGCAGCCCAGGCCGUACUACUGGGACUGGACGUGGAACCGGCCCUACUCCGAACCUUCCUCCGACCUGCGGCGCUUCCACCACAGCCGGCUGGACCAGUACCACACCCGCCAGAGGAGCGACACGUACCAGUACCACACCCGCCAGAGGAGCGACACGUACCGCCAGAGGAGCGACACGUACCGCGGAGGUAGCUCCUUCCGCCCCGCCCCCGCCUAUCCGCCCUACCCCGCUGGCGGCCCCCGCCGCGGCGGCAGCUCCUACUACGGAAACCCCCACGGACCGCCGAGUCCCUACCGCAGAAACCCCCACGGCCCGCCGAGUUCCUACUACGCGCCGAGCUCCUACUACCGCGGCCGGCCCGGCGCCGGGCCGUACCGCGGCCAGCCGGCGGGCCGGCGUACCGACCCGAGCCCGGCGCUCAGCCCGCCGGAGCCGGCCGACGCGGUCUCUGCCGAGGGCAGUAGCCCGCUCCCGGAACGGGUGGCCCCGCCGCCGGCGCUGGUCAACGCCACCGCCCAGCAGAUCGACGUCGACGAAAACAUCACCGAGGAAGAGAAGGCGCACAACUACAUGAAAAACACCGAGCUGCUCGUCAAGAUAGCCACUCAUUUCGACACGUACGGCUGCUUCCGGCGACUGGUGUGCGAGUGCGAGUACUACAGCAGCCGGCUCAGUCCCGAGGAGCGCACCCUGGAGGAGAAACUCAUCCUGCACGUCUUCGGGAUGGAGCGGCGCCGCCGAGAAGGCGACAUGGACCGAGCGCGCUUCUACGAGGCGGCCGCCGUGGGCGAGGCGGCCCGCACACAGGGCCUGCCCGACCCCUGCUCCCAGAUGGCGCCCAAGUGUCAGCAGAACAUGGUGAAGAAACUGUGGACCCGGCACACGCACGGCUCCAGAUGAGGAGGUGUCCACGGACUGGGGCUGGUAACAGGGGAAGGUGUCUGGUGUGCCGGUCGAUGCGGUAUAUUCGAGUGGGUCUGGCUGAUUGUGAUGCUAACACACGUACACGACGAGCUGGGAUAGAAGGAGAUGUCGACACUAACUACGACAGGUGAAGAUAAGUUGUGGGUGAUUGGCUUAUUAUUGUGCAUAGGAAGCUCCUGCACAUAGGUAAUGCCGGAGGUUUGUGGAUCUAAGUGUGCGCUUAGAGUAGAGUGAUCAUCCUGAUUUGUACCUGCAGCUAAUCCAUUAUCAACUAGCUGUUAAUAAUAAUCAAAGUCGUCUAAUCAGUGGCCAAAUAAUUUGCCCUAUAUUUAUUCGCUUGACAUCCUUGUGAUGAGUUUAGUGUCGGUGGUUGAUUUAGGUUAUCACACUUAUUUUGUACAUAUCUGUGAUGAUCUCUCGCACAUCGUGUAUCAACUAUAGACAUGAUUGUCAUGACCAUGGCUAGUUCGUCACAGCUUUUUCUCGAGGAGACGAGGGCAUGCCAUUCGGCGCAUAUAACUACGUUAGAUUGGUUGUUACGAGUGCGGGGCUGAACCGUGCCCCAUAUGUGUGUAUAUGUAUAUUUAUAUUCUCCUGCUUCGUCUGUCGCCUCUCGUCGUCAGACAUGUGGUGGUGUCUGAAGUGAUCCGACAUGACCAAACCCGACUGUGAAAUAUAUAUCAGUCGAUAUAA
Molecule: messenger RNA, 1878 nt
Organism: Amphibalanus amphitrite
Lineage: Eukaryota; Metazoa; Arthropoda; Thecostraca; Balanomorpha; Balanidae
Exons: 5
Coding region: 136-1161 (341 amino acids)
Source: RefSeq, a predicted model, not a curated record